This is a messenger RNA of Penicillium paradoxum, 1596 nucleotides long. RefSeq lists its product as uncharacterized. Gene Ontology annotation, molecular function: thiosulfate-cyanide sulfurtransferase activity. The coding region runs from base 1 to 1596 and encodes 531 amino acids. Lineage: Eukaryota; Fungi; Ascomycota; Eurotiomycetes; Eurotiales; Aspergillaceae. The transcript has a single exon. The record is from RefSeq and is a predicted model, not a curated record.
AUGACCAAAUACAUAACCGCGCACGAGGUGCGCCAGCAUUGGACAAACCGCCAUGAACUCGCCCUCCUGGACGUCCGCGAAGAAGGUCCUUAUUCCGAAUCGCAUCCGCUGUUCGCACUGAGUGUACCAGUAUCGGAACUCGAAAAGAAGCUGCCUCCGCUGGUACCGCGCUUGUCUGUACCGAUUGCUGUCUACGACGAUGGCGAGGGGUAUGCUGAUCGGGCCGCAGCCCGGAUUUCAGCCCUGGGAUAUCAGAACGUUUCCAUCCUAGAAGGCGGACUUUCUGCCUACGCACGUGUCGGCGAGGUUUAUCGUGACGUCAAUGUGCCUUCCAAGGCAUUUGGCGAGCUUGUCGAAUCUAUCAAUCACACCCCAUCGUUGUCUGCGCGGGACGUCAAGAACAUCCUGGAGAGUGAAAGCGAUGUGGCCGUUUUGGAUGCCAGACGUUAUACCGAGUACAACACUAUGAGCAUCCCCCGUGGCCGUAGUUGUCCAGGUGGGGAAUUAUUGUAUCGCUUUUUCGAGGCUGUGCCUUCUCCCGAGACCACCGUUGUUGUCAAUUGUGCUGGUCGAACACGGAGUAUUGUUGGGACGCAAUCUUUGAUCAAUUCUGGGAUUCCAAAUAAAGUAGUUGCGCUUCGAAAUGGGACGAUCGGCUGGACCCUAGAGGGUUUGGAACUGGAGACCAAGAAGACCGAGCGCAUUUCGCUGCCUUCGGCGGAGGCGUCGCGAAAGGCACGCCAAUACGCCGAGUCUUGGGCCGAACACGUCGGUGUGUCAUUUAUCGCUGGAGAUCAGCUUGCUCAAUUUGCCGCGGAGGCAGAAGACCGGACUCUCUACCUGCUCGACGUGAGAGAUCCGGAAGAAUAUGCUCUUGGCCAUCCGGUGGGCUUCUCUAAUGCUCCCGGUGGCCAAUUGGUCCAAGCCACCGACGAAUGGGUCGGUGUUCGCGGGGCUCGCAUUGUUCUAUACGAUACCGAUGGUGUGCGAGCGCGCAUGACGGCUAGUUGGUUGUUGCAACUUGGAUGGGAGGUUUAUGUGUUGAAAGAGGGAUCCAUGCUGCCUGAUAGGCUUCCGACAGCUAAGGGCCCUUCAUGGAAUCCUCCAAAUCUCGGUGCCAUCACAAUCGACGAUUUUCAAGCCCUCCAAGGAGCGACCAUAAUAGAUCUCGCUCGCAGUCCUUCUUAUCGCAAAGGACAUAUUCCAGGCGCAUGGUUUGCUUCUGGGCCCGAACUCGCUCGAGAUUUGCAGACCGUUAGUGGCGACGGUCCUAUCGUGUUGACCUCGCCCGAUGGUGAUAUUGCCGCCUCGAAUAUCGACGACGCACGAAAUGCAGUUUCGCGAGAAGUGCUGUAUCUCGUGGGAGGUACGGCGGCCUGGUUAGCAGCUGGUCAUUCGCUCGAAACAGAGUCGCGGUGGAUUUCCGAGCCAAUCGAUGUGUAUAAAAGGCCGUACGAGGGCACAAGCAAUGCCCGUAAGGAUAUGCAAGGGUAUCUGGACUGGGAAUAUGGGCUUGUUGCGCAACUGGCGAACGAUGGGGUUGCUGGUUUCCACGUUGUGCGGGACACACGUGGGCCAUCUGGGAAGUUGCAGUGA